Messenger RNA from Carassius auratus (goldfish), 3085 nucleotides. Its product is annotated as transmembrane protein 184A-like. The transcript has 9 exons. NCBI's taxonomy places the organism in Eukaryota, Metazoa, Chordata, Actinopteri, Cypriniformes, Cyprinidae. The coding region runs from base 440 to 1720 and encodes 426 amino acids. The record is from RefSeq and is a predicted model, not a curated record.
CUAAUGUCAAGGUCACGUGACCUGGGUGUGUGGUUGUGUUGCGACGUACAUACACCUGCCCUAAUUUGACACGGAGCGAAUAGAUUGUUGGUCUGGAACUGGGAAAAGCCUAUAGGAAGAUAAUCGUGGAUAGUUUUCUUCGCUUCAGUAUUUUGUACAUUGAUUAAUUAGUGUUUGGGCAGUUUCCAGCGAACUGACUGUCCAUCAGACCUGUCAAGUGUUAAACGAGGAAGUGCGCUUGACUCAUCAUCGCUGUCGUCGCUCGGGCCAUAUCCACCUAUGGCUACAAGUCGUAAAUUUAUCUGUUUUGAAUCACUAAUGUAUGCAGUGUAUUUAUUAUUUUAGUCCCAGUGCGAUGUUCAGAGUCAAGCGACGUUUACGGUGAAGUUACUCGAGUUUGAUCGCACUAAACUCUUACAGGUGUCGACACUGAAGCAGGAUGAAUGAGUCCGGGUCCACUGCGACAAAUUUCAGCACUCUGUCAGUGGAUUCAGAUAAAACCAUGGAUAAUUCAGUCCCUUUGUCGUCCUUCUCAAUGCUGUCAAACAUAACCUAUAUGUCUAACAUGACCGUGAUCAGAUCAAGUAAUGGGACUGAAGUAGUGGGGGACGACCAGCUCUUCCUCAACACCCGCACGGCCCAAGCCUUGUCAGGGAUUUUCGUUUGGUCUGCGCUCAUCAUCACCUGUCAUCAGAUAUACCUGCACCUAAAGUCGUACACGGUGCCAAAUGAGCAGCGCUACAUCAUCCGCAUCCUUUUCAUCGUCCCCAUCUAUGCUUUCGACUCCUGGCUCAGCCUGCUGUUCAUCAGUAAUGACCAGUAUUAUGUGUAUUUCGACUCUGUUCGUGACUGUUAUGAAGCAUUUGUGAUAUACAACUUCCUGAGUCUGUCCUUUGAGUACCUUGGAGGAGAAAGUGCCAUCAUGUCAGAAAUAAGAGGAAAGCCUAUUCAGUCUAGUUGCCUGUAUGGGACAUGCUGUUUGGUAGGAAUGAGUUACUCAAUUGGCUUCCUGAGAUUCUGCAAGCAGGCCACACUUCAGUUCUGUGUCGUGAAGCCCAUCAUGGCUGUCAUCACCAUCCUUCUGCAGGCUUUCGGCAAAUAUCACGAUGGAGAUUUUAAUGUAACGGGAGGUUACCUUUACAUCACCAUCAUCUACAACAUCUCUGUCAGUUUGGCUCUGUAUGCCCUAUUCCUCUUCUACUUCGCCACCAGUGACCUUCUGAGACCUUUUGAGCCUGUGCUCAAAUUCCUCACCAUCAAAUCUGUCAUCUUCCUCUCAUUCUGGCAAGGUAUGUUAUUGGCCAUUCUGGAGCGAUGUGGUGUGAUCCCGAAAGCUCUGGUCAUUGAUGGUCAUGAAGUGGGGGCUGGUUCAGUGGCAGCUGGUUGGCAGAACUUCAUCAUCUCCAUCGAAAUGUUCUUCGCCUCCAUCGCCCUCCGCUACGCCUUCACCUCCAGUGUGUACCGCGAGAAGAAGAGUGAAGCACCAGAGAAUGUAGCACCUAUGCACAGCAUAUCCAGUGGCCUGAAGGAGACCAUUAACCAUGGAGACAUGGUUCAGGAUGCGAUCCACAACUUCUCUCCAGCUUACCAACAGUACACACAGCAGUCCACCCAGGAAGUGGUGCAACCCAACAUGAAUGGCAAACCAGGGACCAGCACCUCCAAGAGUUCCAAGAAAUCUGAUAAAGUGAUGCUGAUCGACACGGAUGAUGAGUUCUAGUGCCCCGUCUGUCCUGAUCGGUCUAUUUAUUUAAUCCGAAACGAAUCCGACUCUGAAGAACUUUGAGGACCCUAAUCAUGUAAAUCGCUCCUGAUUUUUUUUAUUUACAUUUUUUAAAGAGAGCUCAAUAAAGUGAUCUGAACUGUUUCCUGACAAGUAGACCGUGUCGAGCUGGGGUUGUUUUGUUUUCCUCUUCGUAGUCCUGGAGCUCAUCCUUUCUUCUGAUACUCCGUAGUAGUCUCGUAAUGAAGAGUCCCCUUCUCUUCUCCGACCUGUUCUGAGGCAUGGCCGAUAAACAUGAGGCACAGGGAGCUGUUCAGAUGGAAUGAACCAGAGACCAACGCUUUAGGGAGCCAUUCUUGCAUCUGGUCGUUUGAAGUAUUUGCUCAGCAGCCCUCUGCUGGGUCUCAGGAUGAACUGAACUGGCUCUCAGAGAUGCCCUGGCUUUGGAGAUCGCACUUCAAACUGUUGUCUGCUGCUCUUUGAAACCUUUGUAUCAAUCAUGCCACUCUGAGCACUGCCUCCACUUGAUUUGGAGGUUCAUUAAUUUUCACACCAGGCCUUCAAAGAGUGUGAGAGCUGAUGCAAAAAAAUGCAAGUCUCAGCCGUCAUGGUGUAUUUUAAUUUUAAAUCGUUUGUAUUCAGCAUUAUUAGUUGGUUGGUUAAAGCUUUAACCUGUGACAAGUUUAUAAUGGCACAGGUGUUAAUUUGUUAAUGUUAAAUUAUGUUGUUUAGUUCUCUACUGUUUGCCGUUCAAAGGUGGUGUGCCUAAAUUGUUUGUAAACAGUCCGACAUGAAAUAUAAUUUAGGUAAUUAUCAGACAAAGCUAUUGGAAUAUUUAUUUACUACUACAACUUACCACAAAGUAAGUGAGUUAAAAGUAAUUCAGUUAAAAGAUUUGAAAGUCCUGUCUUUUAAAGUUUCUGAAGGCGCCAUGUAUUGUCUUGAUCGAGAAUUGUUUUCUAAAUGUUUGUUGAUGUAUUUCUUAAUCUACUCUUGUAGUUCAUUGGAUCACGUUUUGCAAAUACUAUCAUCAAAGAUGGCUUCAAAAUGAAACUACCUAUGUUUUGUGAUACAAAGUUGCUGUCUUCACUUUAUAGACAAAAUAAGUUGACUUGUUCUGUCUAAAUUGUAGCCAUGUCUGUCAUCUUUGUAAAAUGAAUGUUAAGAAGCAGCAUUAUGCGAGUAUGACUUGUGCCAAUGAUUGCUGCCUUACAGUUGUGGAUAAUGAAGUGAUAGUGUUUAAUAUAUAGUGUGAAUCAGAAAUGAUCUCUAAACAGAUACUGAUAUUUUAGCUACUUGUGCAGUUGGUUUUGAGGACAAAAUCUGUUCUCAUAUUAAAUAAAUUCUUUUUUUUCUCUCUCA